Messenger RNA from Puccinia triticina, 1233 nucleotides. RefSeq lists its product as uncharacterized. The record is from RefSeq and is a predicted model, not a curated record. The transcript has 5 exons. Bases 1 to 1233 code for a protein of 410 amino acids. Lineage: Eukaryota; Fungi; Basidiomycota; Pucciniomycetes; Pucciniales; Pucciniaceae.
AUGCUUGCCUCAAGGAUGAAAAACAACAGCCUCUAUCUAAUCUUGGUCACAAGCAUCACCGUCCUCAGUGGAUUCAACUCGACUUUAGGGGAUGGAAUUUUCAACAAUAUCGAGAAUGCUAAAUUGAUUCAAUCUUCAUCAAUCGUCCCGACAGACGGCAAUUACGUCUUCAAGAAUGUCGGCACCGGCCAAACCAUUCAACACGACCGAGUGAAUGAUGUGCCCAAUAUCUACACGAGUGGCGAUGGUGGCAAUAGUCGCAGUGUUUUCCCAUCCGUUCUUCACCACCCUCAUAAUCGCCCGCGUGGCGAGAAAAGUGAAGGCGAUGAUAGCCAUGAGGUGGUAGCGGCACUUGAACUUCGCUCUCAUAAAACUCGCACGAAGUGGAUUAGUAUUCGAACAACCGCAACUGACGGUGACCCAAAAUGCAUCAGUGCGCAAUGGGGCUAUCAUACUGAGGGCGGCGCGGAUCAUGCCGGAACAUUGUAUGAAUGUGUGGUGGAUCCGCUCAAUCUGGAAGCAACUCUCGAAAAGCCAAAGCAAUGGUGGUUAUUGAUGCCUGUGGGAGCGGCAAAGAAUCUCAACUUUGAUCAAACGUUGGACUUGAAGAACGAGAUCUUGAGCCAAAACAAGCAUAUGAAGAUGAAGGAUACCCCGAUAGUUUCUAGGAUUGUUGACGACGAGGGAAAAGGUUCUAUCGACCAAUUGCCUGCACCCUUUUGGAAUCCAAAAACUAACCGGAUCGAGAACUUUUCUUCUCCGGAUAAGACCGGCAAGAGCAAGAGAAACCAUGAAAUUUCUGGAGUCCAUCAAAGCGACCUUUUACGCAAACGACAACUGGGAAACAGUCUUCCAAUCAAUCGUUAUUUCAACACCACGAACGCUGCAUCUGUCGUUGAAGCUUUGAAGGAAAUCAGUAAUCCUGACAACGAUGCACAGGAUGUCAACCGCGCAGAUGAAAGUACAUUAAAUACGCUUGAUAAGAGGUCGACCAGGCACCACGGCCAUUCUAAAUCAGCUUUCAAAGCUCACCAAAAUACCAAAGAAGCUGAUCCUUCGAGUGGUUCACUUGGACCGUUUUAUGUCGUCAGCGUUGACCAUCUUUAUGAUAUGGAAACUAGAGUCUGGACUUCUGCGGUUAAAAAAACCGUUGGAAAUCAGUUGAGCUUGGUACUCAAGAAGUUGGAUCCAAAUGAUAAAUCGCAACAAUGGUACUUAGAGGUUCAAACAUAA